This is a messenger RNA of Beauveria bassiana ARSEF 2860, 2742 nucleotides long. Its product is annotated as serine endopeptidase. The record is from RefSeq and is a predicted model, not a curated record. The transcript has 3 exons. Gene Ontology annotation, molecular function: serine-type endopeptidase activity; tripeptidyl-peptidase activity. Lineage: Eukaryota; Fungi; Ascomycota; Sordariomycetes; Hypocreales; Cordycipitaceae. Gene Ontology annotation, biological process: proteolysis. Gene Ontology annotation, cellular component: cell wall; cytosol; membrane. The coding region runs from base 1 to 2742 and encodes 913 amino acids.
AUGGUCAAACUUUUGCUUGCCAUUGCGGCACUAGCAGUAACUGGCUCUGCCGCCAACGAAGCUGCAUCACGAGUCAUACAUGGCACCUACUUUGUUGAACUUGACAAAGGCGCUGAUGUGGCUGGCUUUGCACAGAGAGUCACGACAGAAGCCAAUGCUCGCAUUCGCCGGCAGAUUGACUACGCGCCUGACGAAGGAAAGGCAGGUGAGGCGUACAAGGCUGUUUCGAUCACGCUCGAGAAUGCAAGCAAGAUUAAUGAUGUGGCUUCCAUGGAUCAUGUUGUCAAGGUUUAUCCGGUUGAGAUGCAUUCGCUGGGCGGCGUUACUCCGUCAAAUGACGGAGCACCCAAGCAUGAAAAGCAUCAUUCGUCCAUCGGCAAGAUUAGCAAACGUCAGGCAAUGCGACAUGCGCUGCGUGAAACUAAUACCACGGCCUAUCCUCCCCACGCCAUGAUGCAAGUUGACAAACUGCACCGCAAAGGAAUCACGGGCAAGGGCAUCAAGAUUGGCAUGAUUGAUACUGGUGUUGACUAUGAGCACCCGGCACUCGGUGGAUGCUUUGGUCCCGGGUGCCUCAUUUCCUUCGGAGCAGACUUGGUCAAUAACGAGCCCACUCCCAAGGAUUGUAAUGGUCACGGAACCAACGCGGUCGGCAUCAUCGCUGCACAACCGAACGAGAUGGGCUUCACCGGCGCGGCGCCUGGCGCUCAGAUAGGCAUGUACCGCAUUACCUGCAGCGGUGAGUUUGCUACCGAUGUCAUGGUUGACGCAAUCUACCGCGCCCUCAACGAAAACGUGGAUAUCAUCUCGUCGUCGGCCGGACUUCCCGGUGGGUGGCCGGACAGUCUCUUGUCGUCAGCUGCGACGCGGGCCAAGGAGAGCGGUGUCGUUUUCGUCCAGGGCGCUGGCAACGACGCCGAACGCGGUCUGUUUUCACACAUCGACCCGGCCGUCGCCAAUGGUGUUAUUAGUGUAGGGUCGGUGAACAGCCGUGUGUAUCCCCAACUCCUGAAUGAGGCCAAGUACACCAUCGACGACACAUCCGCUGUCCCCUUCCACUUCUACCCAACAACACCCUCAGACAACUUCACCGGCACCCCAAUGGAGGUUUACGCCCUGCCUGUAAAUUCGACUGUUACUGGCAACGGUACUCAUACUUGUGGACCGCUCAGUUCUGACACACCGGAUUUAAGCGACAAGCUUGUCCUACUCGAUUUCCGCUCCGGCAAAGGGGACUGCAGCUUGAGGACUAGAGCCAAGUCAUUCCAUGAAAAGGGGGCUUCGCGCUUUCUCUUUUACAAGGAUGAUGAAGAGUGGAUGCCUGAUUUUUAUUAUGUGGACAACUUGCCUGAGGGGGUUGUUGCCGUUGGAAUGCUCGAGCUUGAUACCGCGACGGCGAUGCUCAGCGCGCUCCAGUCUGGCCGCCAGGUCCUUGCGACAGUGUUCUCAUCUGCUGAAGCACCCCAAUCCUAUGUUGAGACGCCAAAUGACGAGAUUGCAGGCGCUGUUUCCGGCUUUAGCUCCUGGGGCCCUUCCUGGAACCUCGGUCUCAAGCCUUCCGUGACCGCGGUUGGCGAAGAAAUUAUCUCGACGGACUCUAGGGACUCCAAUCCUUCCGGCUACACAGUCACACGAGGAACCUCGUUUUCAGGUCCCCUGAUUGCUGCUAUCGUUGCACUGAUUGGCGAGGCUCGCGGCUCUCUGGAUCCCGCCACUGUGGAAAGCCUUCUCGUUUCACACUCAAACCCGCAGCUUUACCACAACGGAGACGAAUUCAUGCCCUAUCUUGCCCCUGUUGCACAGCAGGGCGGUGGUCUGGCGCGUGCCUACGACGCUGCCUACGCGACAACUCUUGUUCAACCGGCGGGCCUCAACUUCAAUGACACGGAACAUAUGCCAGCCUCGCUCAACUUGACCAUCAAGAACAUUGGCAAUGACGCUGUGACGUACAGUCUGUCUCACGUGCCCGCUGUCACCGUCUAUACCUUUACAGAAGAUGGCACCACUUCUUCGUAUCCCGAUAUGCUUGACGAGAUUGAGGCCCCAGCGUCCAUUGCCCUGAGUGACACGACCGUCACCGUGGCCCCCGGCAAUUCCGUCAACAUCCAAUUGUCAGCGUCAGCUCCCAAUAGCCUUGACGCCAGUCGAAUGCCCCUGUGGUCUGGCUGGAUUGCUAUAAACGGAUCCGAUAGCAGCGCACUCUCUGUUCCUUACCAGGGAUUUUCCGGUUCCAUCCGCGAACACCAGGUCCUGCCACCCGACGGCGCCUCGCUUAUCUACGGAAAUAGCUCUCUAAGUGAGGGCACCACUGUUGUGUUACCAGCACCGGGCAGUCUCACAGAAUCUCCCCUUGCGUUGAACAUCAACACAACCCUGGGAACCCCUCUGGUGCACGCCGACGUUGUGCCCGCGAACAAUGGCACAUCAUAUGCAACCAAUUCUACUACACCGAUUGGCCAGAUUCAAGGGUUUCCCGUCCCGUGGCGCCCAAGCAGCUUACAGAACACAUCGCCAGACUUGCUUCAAUUCGUCCGGUUUGACUGGAAUGGUCAGCUCGACACAGGUAGCUAUGUUCCCGAGGGGUACUACAAACUCGUCGUACGAGCUCUGAGAAUCUUCGGCAACUCUAGCAAUGAGGAGGACUGGGAUGUAAGUGAAUCGCCGCAGUUCAAGAUUACAUACAGCCAGAAAGAAAUUUUAUCCAGGAAGAUUCGUCGCCAAGCCGAAAGGGGAUACAAUUAG